GCACCCCCGUGUCCCUGUGCCCUGAGGUGGCUCUGUGUGCAGGAGGAGCUGAGCAGCACGAGUGUGGAGCACCUGAUCAUCAACCCCAACGCUGCCUACGAGAAGUUCCGUGACAAACGUCUGGGCACCGAGGGCGUGGAUUUCUCCGACCGCAUCGGCCGGACGAGGACGACGGGAUACGAGGCCGGGGAGUAUGAGGUGCUGGGCGAGGGUCUGGGGGCCAAGGAGACGCCGCAGCAGCGAUUCCAGCGGCUGCAGCACGAGGUGCAGGAGCUGCUGCGGGACGUGGAGCAGAUCCAGAGCGCGGUGAAGGAGGCCGGGGCCGAGGAGGAGCUCACUCCCGCGGCGCUGGCCCGGCAGGUGGAGGGGCUGAAGCAGCAGCUGCUCAGCUCCCACCUCGAGCGGGUGCUGGGCCCCGGUGCUGCCAUCGACUUCGCCGACCCCGAGGGCGCCCUGGCCAAGCGGCUCCUGCAGCAGCUGGAAGUGGCCAAAUGCAGCAAAGCCACCCCUGGGAAGGGCCCCCCCCGGGCCCCCCCGGCCGCGGGCGACACCGUCACCUUCGAGCUGUACUGGAGACCAGAGCAGGACCAGUUCACCCAGUCUGCCAAGGUGUCGGAGCUGGAGAAGCGCCUGGCACAGCUGGAGGCGGCCAUGAGGUGUGAGCCCGACAGCCAGAACCCGCUGCUGGUGGGGCUGAAGGGCUCCAGCCUCAUGGACACGGUGCAGUUGCUGCAGGCCAAGGUGAACAUGCUGGACGUGGCCGUGCUGGACCAGGUGGAGGCCAGGCUGCAGGUCAGGGGGCAGAGGGGGGCACUGGGGGGGCACUGGUGGUUUUAG
Molecule: messenger RNA, 837 nt
Organism: Corapipo altera (White-ruffed manakin)
Lineage: Eukaryota; Metazoa; Chordata; Aves; Passeriformes; Pipridae
Gene: DCTN2
Product: dynactin subunit 2
Exons: 8
Biological process (GO): mitotic spindle organization
Cellular component (GO): centrosome; cytoplasm; dynactin complex
Source: RefSeq, a predicted model, not a curated record